AAUGUAAAGUUUGGCAUUUUCAAGGAGAUGAUGAUAUAGAUCUAAAAAGUCGUCACGAAGCAAUGAAAGCAGGAUGUAGAUUCUAUACAGUCAAGGCAUUGAUAGACACAUCAUCUAGAGAAAAUUCUAUUAGAAGAAGCUUGGUCGAUAAGCUUGAGAUGGAGUACACUGAAUAUAAAGAAAAAAACAGGUUAGAAUGUCUGGAUUUAUCUUUCCGAUACGAGGGGAAAGAUAGAUUAGUAUCUACUAAUAGUGACGAUGUUUUUAAUGAUUUCGUGAUUAUUGAAAAGCCGAAAGCAGACCUUGUAUUAGGAUUACCAUGGUUAUGGCUUCGCGAAGCAAAAAUAGAUAUGGAAAAACAAGGAUUAACAAUAUAUGAUGACGAGAUAGAUACCGAGAUAGAAGAAGACUACGAUGAAUUUAUCAAAGAAUAUGGAUCGAGAUAUGAAUGGGAUAAUGAAAGGAAUCCCGAUGAGUGGAGAUACUGGGAUGACCUUUUUUGCACAAUCAAAACCUACUGGGAGACAAAGGCAGUUAGGAAUUGGAAAGAGAAAGCGCUUAAGCAAUUUGUACAUAGUCUGCCCAAUGUAAGAAAUCCAUCAUCAUUAUUUCAUGUAUUUAUACAUUUCGAUGCUUUCUAUCUUCCACAUAUUUUGAGUCUGAUAGAAUUGCCAUAUCAUCCGCAUGAACUUCGAGAGAAAAUAUGGCCGGAUGGUAUUGAGAAGUUCCGAUGUGGAUUGUUUAUUCAAGGUGAAGAAUCAAUAGUGGAUUACUGUUUAAAGAUGAAGAAAUGUAAUGAUAUUGUCAAACUCUGUAAAGGUCAUUUUAGAAGUGAAUUCUAUAGUGGAUUAACACGAGAAAAUAUGAGAUAUAUUGCAAAAAAUGAUUAUUAUCGUGAAUUAGUAGAAAUGCUUAUUCAGGCGAAAAAAGAAUCAGCGACUGGUAUUAUAACUAGGUUUAAAGAUUAUAUUAAUUCGUUAUUGUCGUCAUCAUCUAUGUUGACGGGCGCGACUUCAUUAUCUAAUAAUUCCAAAGCCUCCAAGAAUUCGUAUACCUCAAUUUUAUCACCAGCACUAGUGUCAGAAUAG
Funneliformis mosseae is the source of this 1088-nucleotide messenger RNA. The record is from the annotation of a GenBank genome assembly. NCBI's taxonomy places the organism in Eukaryota, Fungi, Glomeromycota, Glomeromycetes, Glomerales, Glomeraceae.